Hipposideros armiger (great roundleaf bat) is the source of this 1805-nucleotide messenger RNA. It is a transcript of the gene SDR42E1, whose product is annotated as short chain dehydrogenase/reductase family 42E, member 1. NCBI's taxonomy places the organism in Eukaryota, Metazoa, Chordata, Mammalia, Chiroptera, Hipposideridae. Gene Ontology annotation, molecular function: oxidoreductase activity, acting on the CH-OH group of donors, NAD or NADP as acceptor. The transcript has 3 exons. Gene Ontology annotation, biological process: steroid biosynthetic process. The record is from RefSeq and is a predicted model, not a curated record. The coding region runs from base 211 to 1389 and encodes 392 amino acids.
UGUCGUGGCUGUCGUCCGCCGCCUCUGCGCGGGGACCCGGGCGGGGCUGGCGGGAGCGCGGCGGCUCCAAGGAGUUUCCGGGGCCCGGGUGACCCCGCCUGUACGUGCCCCGUGUGGCAGCGCAGGUGGGACGAGCCCAGUGGCAGGUGGUUCGCAGCGCCCAAGUGAGUAACACUGACUCGGGGCCAGUUAUCUUUUUGACUGUCACAUAUGGACUCCCAAAAAUCUCCGAAGGAAAGCGUCCUCAUUACAGGAGGAGGUGGCUAUUUUGGUUUCCGCCUAGGCUGUGCUCUGAACCAGAAGGGAGUCCAUGUGAUUCUGUUUGACAUCAGCAGCCCUGCUCAAACCAUGCCAGAAGGAAUCAAGUUUAUACAUGGAGACAUUCGCCACCUCUCUGAUAUAGAGAGAGCCUUCCAGGAUGUGGAUGUCACUUGUGUGUUCCACAUUGCCUCUUAUGGUAUGUCAGGGCGGGAGCAACUGAAUCGAAGCCUGAUCGAAGAAGUCAAUGUGGGAGGCACAGACAACAUCCUCCAGGCUUGCAGGAGGAGAGGGGUGCCAAGAGUAGUUUACACUAGCACUUUCAAUGUCAUCUUCGGAGGUCAAGUGAUCAGAAAUGGAGAUGAAUCCCUGCCUUACCUACCGCUUCACCUCCAUCCUGAUCACUACUCUCGGACCAAAUCUAUUGCAGAGAAGAGGGUGCUGGAGGCCAAUGGGACAUCCCUGGAAAGAAGCGAUGGGGUCUUGAGAACUUGUGCUCUGAGGUCAGCUGGCAUCUAUGGGCCUGGAGAGCAAAGGCACCUUCCCAGGAUAGUGAGCUACAUUGAGAAGGGCCUGUUCAAGUUUGUGUACGGGGAUCCCAGGAGCCUGGUUGAAUUUGUCCAUGUGGAUAACCUGGUCCAGGCUCACAUUCUGGCCUCAGAGGCCCUGAAAGCGGACAGGGGCCACAUCGCCUCUGGGCAGCCCUACUUCAUCUCCGAUGGCAGACCUGUGAACAACUUUGAGUUCUUCCGGCCUUUGGUUGAGGGCCUGGGCUACCCGUUUCCAUCCAUCCGCCUGCCCUUGACCCUUAUCUACUGCUUUGCUUUCCUAACAGAGAUGGCCCACUUCCUUUUAGGUCGACUCUACAACUUCCAGCCCUUCCUCACCCGCACAGAAGUUUACAAAACUGGUGUCACACAUUACUUUAGCCUAGAGAAGGCCAAGAAAGAGCUAGGCUAUGAGCCUCGGCCAUUCGACCUCCAGGAAGUAGUAGAAUGGUUUAAAGCCCAUGGUCAUGGCAGAAGACCUGGGAGCCAUGAUUCUGAGUGUCUUGCACGGGAUGGGCUAUUAGUCUUUCUCUUGGUGAUGGCAGUUCUCACAUGGCUGUCCUCUGUGAUUCUGUCACUAUGAAGGAGGAACUAAAAAUAAGGAGCCGAUCACACUUGCUGAGAUGGUUUUCAAGAAGCACGAGUUUUAAAAUACAGAUAGAUAGAUAUAGAUAUCUGGUGCCAAAUUCUGGCUCUUCGAAUUGCUACUCAAGAAUAGAUUCUUGGAUUAAGUCUUCGUUUCCCACCUCCUUGCACUAAUCCUAAUGGGAGGAAAAAAAAAAAGAAGCAAAGCUAAAUUUGAAAUUUGGGUUCUUGUGUCCUCCUUCUCUAGGUGGGUACAGUAAGUCAUUUUGGUGCCAUAGACAUAAACUUACUUAGAUUGGAAAUGUCUUCCCUGAAUUUCUCAGAAGCCGAGAACAUACUUAUUUCUGUUCCAUACACUGCAUCUACUUAAAAUGGACUAAAACGCAUACUGAUAUGGGAAUGGUAAAACACUAA